Solanum lycopersicum (tomato) is the source of this 812-nucleotide messenger RNA. Lineage: Eukaryota; Viridiplantae; Streptophyta; Magnoliopsida; Solanales; Solanaceae. The record is from RefSeq and is a predicted model, not a curated record.
GCACGUAAACUAACAAUAUGAGUAAAAUGGGCAAGAACUUCUUGCUUGAGUCAAGAAACAAGUUACAGUCCAAUGACUCUUACUUGUGGAACUAUAUGUAUACCAACUUUUUCCUUAUCUUGUAUUUGUUCCACUUCACCAACUUUAUACACUUUAUAAAUUAAAGCUUUCAACUCUAAAGAAUAAUCAUCUAAAGAAAAAAAAAUUCCAAGUAGAGAGGCAGAAAGAGUGAGAUGGAGAAGGUUGAACACAAGACAAUGAGAGUGAAUGGGAUAAACAUGCACAUCGCAGAAAUGGGUCAAGGCCCAAUAGUUCUAUUCCUUCAUGGCUUCCCGGAACUAUGGUACUCGUGGCGCCACCAAAUGCAGUUCAUGGCGGCUCACGGCUAUCGUGUGGUGGCACCGGACCUCCGAGGUUUUGGAGAUACCACGGGAGCACCCAAAGGUGACUUCACAAAGUUCACCACCCUCCAUGUUGUUGGUGAUCUUGUGGAACUCCUUAACAUCAUUGCCCCUGAUCGAAAGGUGUUUCUAGUUGGCCAUGACUGGGGAGCUGUGAUGGCUUGGGCCUUGUGUUUGUAUAGACCAGAUAAAAUCAAGGCCCUUGUGAAUAUGAGUGUUCCAUACAACCCAAGAAAUCCCAUUAUACGGCCCAUUGUAGCUAUGCGCGCUAUCUAUGGAGAUGAAUACUACGUUAUAAGAUUCCAGGAGCCAGGAGAAAUAGAAGCAGAGUUUGCUCAAACAGGAACCAAGACAGUAUUGGAGAAGAUGCUGACUCUGCGAGAUCCUGAACCAUUAAAGAUGCCGAAAGGA